AUGGUUGACGGUGUGAAGCUCGACAAGCUCGUCAUAGCCCAGCUAGGCUUAUUGGCACAACGCCGCCUUGCGCGAGGCGUCAAACUAAACCAUGCCGAAGCUGCGGCCCUGAUCUCCUCCGUCCUCCACGAACUCAUCCGCGACGGCGCUCACUCCGUCUCCGACCUCAUGUCUCUCGGCGCAACCCUCCUCGGCCGCCGUCAUGUUUUACCCAGCGUCCCACACACCCUGCAUAUGGUGCAAGUCGAGGGCACGUUCCCCUCUGGCACCUUUUUAGUCACCGUGCAGAACCCCAUUGCUACAGAUGACGGCGACUUGGCGAGGGCGCUGUACGGAAGUUUUUUACCCGUCCCCAGCAAAGAGGAACAGGAGAGGUUGUUUCCUUUGCCAAAGGAGGAGAAGGCCCCUGGCGCGGUAGUCGUGGUUAAGACUGCAUCCGGCGAGCCGGACGUUGUGAAGCUGAACGAGGGAAGGAGAAGGGUGAAGCUGAAGGUUACUAACAAAGGUGACCGCGCCGUGCAAGUAGGCAGCCACUACCAUUUCAUUGAAGUCAACCCGCUUUUGUCUUUCGACCGGGAGAAGGCGUACGGUUUCAGACUGGACGUGCCAUCCGGCUCGUCGCUGCGUUUCGAGCCCGGUGAAUCCCGAACCGUGACGCUGGUCGAGAUCGGCGGCAACAAGGUUAUUAAGGGAGGGAACGGGAUCGUCAAUGGCAAAGUGGACUUCACUCGCACGGGAGAGAUCGUGGAGAAGUUAGUUAAGAUGGGGUUUGCGCAUGUUCCUGAGCCGGGAGCGGAUGCGGCGUUGAUUCAGGGGGCGGCCUUGGACAGAGAGACAUAUGCGCACAUGUUUGGCCCUACGACAGGGGAUUUGGUCCGGCUAGGGAAUACGGAGUUGUGGGUGCGGGUUGAGAAGGACUUUACGGUGUACGGGGAUGAGUGCAAGUUCGGCGGGGGGAAGGUGUUGCGGGAUGGGAUGGGGCAGGCGACGGGGCGAUCGGACGCAGACACUCUUGAUCUGGUCAUUACCAACGCGCUGGUAAUCGAUUAUACGGGGAUUUAUAAGGCUGAUAUUGGCGUCAAGAAUGGGGUGAUUAGCGGGAUCGGGAAGGCGGGCAAUCCGGAUGUGAUGGAUGGAGUGACGCCGGGAAUGGUGGUCGGGAGCUGUACGGAUGUUAUUGCUGGCGAGGGGAAGAUUGUUACGGCGGGCGCGAUUGAUACCCAUAUUCAUUUUAUCUGCCCGCAGCAGGCGUAUGAGAGUAUUGCGAGCGGAGUGACGACGUUGUUAGGCGGUGGCACGGGGCCGAGCACCGGCACCAACGCAACAACCUGCUCCCCCGGCGCAUUCUACAUCCGCUCCAUGCUUCAAUCAACCGACUCUCUCCCCCUCAACAUAGGCAUAACCGGCAAGGGCAACGACAGCGACCCCCUCGCGCUCCGCGAACAGGUGCUCGCCGGUGCCUGCGGCCUCAAGCUCCACGAAGACUGGGGCUCGACACCCGCUGCCAUCGACUCUUGCCUCUCCGUCUGCGACGAGCUCGACGUGCAGUGCCUCAUCCACACCGACACGCUCAACGAAUCCGGCUUCGUCGAGUCCUCCGUGGCGGCCUUCAAGGGGCGGACUAUUCAUACGUAUCAUACGGAGGGCGCCGGCGGCGGGCACGCUCCGGAUAUCAUUCGCGUCGUGGAGCACCCGAACGUGUUGCCGUCUAGCACAAACCCGACCAGGCCGUACACCAAGAACACGUUAGACGAGCACCUCGACAUGAUGAUGGUCUGCCACCAUCUCUCCAAGGACAUCCCCGAGGACGUGGCGUUCGCGGAGUCGCGCAUCCGCGCGGAGACCAUCGCUGCUGAGGACGUUCUGCACGAUUUGGGCGCCAUCAGCAUGAUGAGCUCGGACUCGCAAGCCAUGGGCCGGUGUGGAGAGGUUGUAUUGCGCACGUGGCAUACCGCGCACAAGAAUAAGCUGCAGCGGGGGCCGUUGAAGGAGGAUGAGGGGACGGGAGCGGAUAACUUCAGGGUGAAGCGGUACGUGAGUAAGUACACGAUUAACCCCGCGCUGGCGCAAGGCAUGGGGCAUUUGAUUGGGAGUGUGGAGGUGGGCAAGCUGGCCGAUUUGGUUCUUUGGGAGCCGGCUUGGUUUGGGACGAAGCCGGAAAUGGUCUUGAAGGGUGGUUUUAUCGCUUGGGCGCAGAUGGGCGACCCCAACGGCUCGGUCCCCACUAUCGAGCCCGUCAUCGCGCGCCCCAUGUUCGCGUCCUACCUCCCGGGACACGCGAGCGUGGCGUUUGUGUCGCGAGCGUCGCUUGAAAAUGGCACGGUGACAGAGUAUGGCCUCAAGAAGAGGGUUGAGCCCGUGAAGGGCUGCAGGACGGUGAGUAAGCGGGAUAUGAAGUACAACGAUGCCAUGCCCAGGAUGAAGGUCGAUCCGGAGAGGUAUACGGUGGAAGCGGAUGGUGUGGUUUGCAAGGCGGAGCCGAGUUCAGAACUGCCGAUGGCACAGUUUGCUUAUGUAUUCUAA
This is a messenger RNA of Thermochaetoides thermophila DSM 1495, 2523 nucleotides long. RefSeq names its product urease-like protein. The transcript has 4 exons. The record is from RefSeq and is a predicted model, not a curated record. Gene Ontology annotation, cellular component: urease complex. Gene Ontology annotation, biological process: urea catabolic process. Bases 1 to 2523 code for a protein of 840 amino acids. Gene Ontology annotation, molecular function: urease activity; nickel cation binding. NCBI's taxonomy places the organism in Eukaryota, Fungi, Ascomycota, Sordariomycetes, Sordariales, Chaetomiaceae.